Molecule: messenger RNA, 1706 nt
Organism: Lampris incognitus (smalleye Pacific opah)
Lineage: Eukaryota; Metazoa; Chordata; Actinopteri; Lampriformes; Lampridae
Product: cytochrome P450 1A1
Exons: 8
Coding region: 69-1706 (545 amino acids)
Biological process (GO): progesterone metabolic process; hormone biosynthetic process
Molecular function (GO): heme binding; steroid 17-alpha-monooxygenase activity; iron ion binding
Source: RefSeq, a predicted model, not a curated record
GUCCUGCACUAUUUCUCUCUUAGCCACACGUUCACAAGGGACACACGGCAAACAUCAGCUGGUUCACUAUGCCUGCAUCUGGUAUGAUGAGACUUGCCUUCGGGAUUCUCCCUAUCAAGGAAAGCCUGUGUGUCACUCUGUCCAGCUUCACUGUGGCUCUGUGUAUCCUCGUCCUUGUUCUGGUGGCUCUCAGGGGCCGCAAGGGCCACAAAUCACUGUUUUCCCACAGCCAGCCCCAGAGCAGUAGGACAUUUACACCUCCGCCCGGCCCCACACCUUGGCCUCUUGUAGGUAAUCUGUUGCAAAUGGAUGAUCAGAUCCACCUAUCUCUAACCCGCCUGAGGCUGCAGUAUGGCGAUGUCUUUAAGCUGCACCUAGGCUCCCUGACUGUUGUUGUCCUAAGCGGGUAUGCCACCAUCAGGCAGGCUUUGAUUCGGCAAGGUGAAGCUUUUGCUGGGCGACCUGACCUAUUCACCUUCUCAGCUGUGGCCAAUGGAACCAGUAUGACCUUCAGUGAGAAGUAUGGACCUGCCUGGACCCUGCAUAAGAAACUGUGUAAGACAGCCCUCAGGUCUUUUUCCCAGGCUGAACCCAGGGGCUCUGGAGCUACCUGCCUUUUGGAGGAGCAUGUGUGCGCCGAGGCAGCUGAACUGGUGCAGGCGAUUCGGGAGUGGGCCGCCAUAGAGAGCAGGGGUCACGAGAAUGGCCAAGUUUCACCAGGUCUAGAUCCUGUGGUCCCCAUAGUGACCUCAGUGGCAAAUGUCGUCUGUGCCCUGUGUUUUGGGAAAAGGUAUAACUACAACGACAAGGAAUUCCUCACCAUUGUGCACAUCAACAAUGAAGUCCUCCGGAUUUUUGCUGCUGGGAACCUGGCCGAUUUCUUCCCCGUUUUCCGUUACUUUCCGAGCCCAUCGCUGAGGAAAAUGGUCCAGCACAUCCGCAGGAUGAACGGCUUUAUGGAGCGGAACAUUGAGGAGCACAUCAACACCUUUGAUAAGAAUUGCAUUCGAGACAUCACGGAUGCCCUGAUAGCGCUGUGUGAGGGCAGAGAGGAAGACCAGGACGCCACCAUGCUUUCCAACUCCCAGAUCAUUCGCACCGUCAUCGAUAUCUUUGGCGCAGGAUUUGACACCAUUAUUGCUGGUUUACAGUGGAGCCUGUUGUAUCUCAUCAGGUUUACUCACAUCCAGGAUCGAAUACACCAAGAAAUAGAUGAGCACAUUGGCCCAGCCAGACUGCCUAGGUUUGCGGAUAAACCCAAGAUGCCUUUCACAGAGGCCUUCCUGUACGAAGUGUUCCGUCAUGCGUCCUACGUCCCAUUUACCAUACCUCACUGCACUACAAGAGACACCACUCUGAAUGGAUACUUCAUCCCCAAAGACACCUGUAUCUUCAUCAACCAGUAUCAAGUCAACCAUGAUAGUGAUCUCUGGGGGGACCCAGACACCUUUCGCCCUGAGCGCUUCCUAGACGGGUCAGGACUCCUCAUCAAGGAGCUGACAGAGAAGGUUCUUAUCUUCGGCAUGGGGAAGAGACGAUGCCUCGGUGACAGAUUUGCAAGGCUGGAGAUGUUUGUCUUCCUCACUACCCUGCUCCACCGGCUGAAGAUCCAAAGUGUCCCUGGGCAGGAGUUGGACCUUAGCACCGACUUCGGUCUCACAAUGAAGCCACAGCCCUACCGGAUUAAUAUUUCAUCAAGGUACUAG